Molecule: messenger RNA, 3294 nt
Organism: Malassezia pachydermatis
Lineage: Eukaryota; Fungi; Basidiomycota; Malasseziomycetes; Malasseziales; Malasseziaceae
Product: tbcd protein
Exons: 6
Coding region: 1-3294 (1097 amino acids)
Biological process (GO): tubulin complex assembly; post-chaperonin tubulin folding pathway; microtubule cytoskeleton organization
Molecular function (GO): GTPase activator activity; beta-tubulin binding
Source: RefSeq, a predicted model, not a curated record
AUGGGCAGCGACGCGGAGGACGUGGACGAAGCCGCGGGGCCGCUCGGUCUUGACCAUGAGACUGUCGAGCAUGCCAGUUUUGCGACGGCCGAGGCGUACAUGGCGCAACAGCGGCAAUUUCUAGCGUCGCUGGCGACCGAGCAUCCUGACGAAUCGUUGCUGGUGUGGCUGGAAAAAGAGAUGACUGUAUACCAAGAGCAGGCCUACUUGCUGGAUCCGUACCUGGACGAGCUCGUAGCUGGACCUGCUGCGUACCUACACGCGCACAUCAAGGCCAUGCCGACGCGAUGGAAGGAGCUUCCCUUGCCGGCACGCCAAUCUCUGUCCCACGUCGCCCGCCUCCUCUAUACCUAUACCAAGGUGCGCGGGUACAAAGUCAUCACUCGAUUCCUGCCACAUGAUGUGCAUGACCUUCAGCCUCUCGUGCGGGUCUUGGAGGCAUCAGAGGCUAUGCCGUGGGAGCUUGUGUACAUGAUAUUGUUAUGGCUGUCGUUGGUCGUGUUGGUCCCCUUUGCCUUUCCGCUGCAUGAGGGCGUCUCUAUUCUGGAUCGUGUUGAGCGUAUAUCGCGUUCGUUUCUUGCGCGGCCAGGUAAGGAGCGCGAUGCUGCGAGCGAAGUGUUGGGACGUCUUUACCAACGGCACGAUGCAGAGCGGCCGCUUGUCUCGCCGUUCUUGGUAUGGGCAGAGACGCAACUUCCUACGACACGCUCUGUGUUUCUCGCGACUGGGAUUUUGCAAACGCUGUGCAAGAUGGCGAAAUGGAGUCAUGUCUCGUUUGUCCAGACGCAUCACGAUGCCAUUGUUCGUCUUCUGGCUCACGCUACGUCGUGGGCCGGGCAGAAUACGCUUCUGGAUCGGUACCGCAUGAAGCUCGCGAGUCGGCUAGCGUUGCCACUGCUGGCACAUGAUGCGGACGAUGAACGUGUCGAUGGGCAUAUGGAUACCCUGCUACGUGGCCUCUCCCACGCUGAUACGCGCGUGCGCUACAGUGCCGCGAAAGGCGUAGCUCGUGUAAGUGAGCGUGUGCCAUUGGACAUGCAGUCGCAGGUGAUAGAGGCGUUGCUGGCGAAGCUCACGGCGUUUGUGCCUACGUCGUCUGUGCCUGCUGCGGUGCUCGCGCAGAGCGAUGUCCCGACGCUGAACAUGGCGCAUGUGUAUACGCUGCGCACUGUUGACUUGCAUGCUGUGUCGGAGCCGACGUGGCACGGCGUGCACUUAGCACUGGCAGAGUGUGUGCGACGGAGUCUGAUUCCUACGUCCUGGGUCUCUCGCAUGCUGUACUGGGUAUGCACGGGCCUUGCAUUCGAUGUACGACGAGCGACAGGCUCCACAGGCAGCAGUGUGCGUGACGCUAGCUGCUACGUGCUCUGGUCGCUCGCGCGGUCUCGUGAGAUUCAGAGGCUAGCGACUGUGACGCCAGCUGUGGCGCAAUGCCUCGUCGUCACAGCGACUCUCGAUCGCGACGUAUCGAUUCGCCGCGCUGCGAGUGCUGCGUUCCAAGAGUGGGUCGGUCGGACUUCUCUUGUACCGCAUGGCAUCCAUGUCCUGCGUCUCACGGAUUUCCGCGCGGUGGGCAGUCUGCGGCAUGCGUACCUCCAGUGCGUCGCAUCGCUGGCGCCAUACGACGUGUAUCGCUCUGCUCUUCGCCACCAUCUCCUGCACUGCGCCCUGUGGCACUGGGAUGCUCAGAUUCGCACAUUGGCCGCCAGCGCUGUACCGCCGCUGCUUCAGGCCGAGCCGUCCUACGUGGCAUCGUGCAUGCAGAUCCUGCAACAGCGUGCUUCUGCACCGCAUGGCGAUUCAGUGCAUGGGGCUCUUCUGGCAUGUGUAGCCAUCGUGCCGUUGUUCCCAUCGUUGGCUCGCGAUGGUGCGCAUAUCGUCGCAGCGCUCCCCUCUACGGUGCUUCGUACGUCUGGCAGUGCACUUGUCCUCGGUGCGGCUUGCCGUCUGUGGGCACUUUGUGCGGAGCACGUAUCGCCGGACGAUCGCGAAGCGGGAGAUGCACUGCUACGUACGGCGUCAGCACGCCCCGAAGACGAUGUGCAGCAGUCGGCAGCGGCAGCUUGGCACGCAUGGCAGUCCGAUGCCUACGCGGCGCACUACAUGCACCGCGUUUUGUACGCAUGGCCGAGUCUGACCACUGAAGAGCAGCAGACGGCCGUGCGUGCCUUGGGAAAGUGGGACGCUGAGGCAGACGACCGACGUGCGUUGCUCUGUGAUCUACUCACGUCGGCCUCGCCGCGGUAUGCCCCGUCGGUCGAUGUUCGACGUCAUGUCGCCUCGUCGCUGGCUUGUGGCUCGUUGGAUUCACGCGUGAUUGAGGCGCUGCUCUGCGGCCUGCACGACACGACGACCGACCAGCGUGGCGACGUGGGCUCCUGGGUGCGCUCGGCUAGCGCUCAGGCCCUGGCUGCGUUGGUGCAUAGCAACGAGACGAUCGAGCCUACGAUGGUCGAGCGUGUAUGUGUAGCCAUGAGCGGUAUGGUCAUGGAGCGCAUCGAUACCAUCCGUGUGGAUGCGUGCCAUGCUAUGCAGCUUAUGACAGCCCACAGCGCCAUGCCGGAUCGCGCAGUAUGGCACGCCGUGCUGACCGAACCCAGCCAGUGUCGAGAGGCUGAGUAUGCGUUCUCUACACUUCUGCCCUUGCUAGCGCUGGAUGCUUACCGAGCCAGUCUCUUGCGUACGCUCACACGCACCAUUAGCACACGCUCCGACAGAGCGCUGAGUGAAGCCGGUCGUGCGUUGGUCCAAUGGACAUUGCAGGCCUCCGAUGCUAGCGUAGGCGACGUAUUCCAUCUCUUGCACAAGCAGGCUGCCAUGCAUGCUAGGGACAAUCGCAUUGUCGUCCCGACGUUGCAAACGAUCCAAGUGUUGCUGGAGAACGAUGUGCACAUACAUCGCCCGGUGGAUGCUAUCUUGGCACGUACCUUAACGCUGUGCUGUGCGCAUGUCGCGCAGCUGAAGAGCGUGCCGCGCCUUCUCGCCUCGAUGCACAUCUGCGUUUCGCUGGUCGCUCACCCCACCCUCCAAGCCGAAGCACUGCGACACGCACGCACUUUCUUGGUCCAUCGUUUCCCGACGGUGCGUGUCCAAACGAGCGAGCACCUCUACCUUGUCCUACAAGAAAACGCACUCGGGGAAGACAUUACCAACGUGGAAGAGUAUCUAUUGAAUACAAACUGGAGUACCGGUCCCGUGACUGCAUGUACGGCAGCCGCAGAGGAGAUCCAUGCCAUGUUAACCACUCUUGCAGGGCACAAGGACCACAGUAGCAACCGCAAUGACAUAGCAUGA